GCCUCCCAGCAAUCCAGCUGGGAGAAAUGAAGGAGCAGGACCUCUGUGCCAAGAGGGAGGAGCGCUCUGGCAGGGUGGGCACUGCAGAGAGGCAGAGCUGCUCGGGAGUGAGCGGAUCCCAUGCUGAUUCCACAGGACAUUCCCUGUCACCCUGCCUCAGCUGGAUGUCUUGAGCCUUCUCUGCUGCAGAGUUGUGGAAGAGUGAGUGUUGGGUGAGAAAACAUAAUUCUGCUUGCUUUUCUUCUCACAUCUCAGGGAGCCCCAUUUCUAUGUCUAUUUUGUUGAAGGAUUUUGACUUUGCUGCUCUGUGAAUAGGUACCCAAAGCAGUGUUUUUUCUUAGGGCACUAGUGGAAGUACUUUGUAGAAAUUAUCACUUUUUUCCAUUAAACUGACCAAUUUACUUUUUUUUUUGAAAGGACAGAAACACAAUACUGACAUGUUCUUCUGAUACGUGCUGCUCUCUGUCAGUGUGGUGGCAAUGUCCAUGUGCUGUUCCUCAAAAAAACAGAUUUAAUUAAUUAAUUAAAGGCUAAUGUAUCAAAGUAGCAACCCUUCUUUAUGUGGAUGAAGAAUACCACAACUGUCUUUUCAAUGGCUGUUGUGAUAGUAUUUAAUGAUGUUGUAUAAGGGCAAUAUCACUAUUUAUAGAGUAUUUUUGUCAUAGAAUCAUAGAAUGGUUUGGGCUGGAAGAGACCUUAAAGAGCAUCUCGUUCCAAGCCCCUUGCAUGGGCAGGGACAUAUUCCACUAGAGCGAGAUAAUUUUUAAAGGCACAAAGUGUUUUUAAGGGCUGAUUUUUGUCCUUUGUAUUCAUGGACUUGAUGAUCUUAAAGGUCUUUUCCAACCUUAAUGAAUCUGUGUUUCUACAGAAAAUAUUUGCACUUCUCUCCUGAAAAUGUAUUCCAGGGAAAAGUCAGGGGCACAGUCAAUUUUGAAAUUUCAAAUGUGCCUAAAAAAAACCCAACCAACCAGCCAAAUCCCAAAAUGUAUGAUUGGGUUUGUUUUUUUUUAAAAAGAGAACUACAAGCUCCCAUGAUUUCUCAUGGAAAAACCUUGAGAUGUUGCACUGGUUGUAAAUAAAGCUUUUUAGAAAUAAGGUGAACAGACUUCAGUCUUUAUUUUUGGACUAUAAAAAUAUUCCAAAAUUUUGUCCUGGGUCAAUGAAGAAAUAUUAUUUGGAAAAUAUUUACACAAAAGCAGUUUGAAAAAAAAAAAAAAAGGGUAUUUAUCCAUAUAAAUGUUUUUUAAAAAAAUCUGUACUUUGUAUAUAUAGCAUCUCAAUUUUCUUUAUAGCUCUGCAAAUCACCCUGCCAUAGAACAUGUUAUGGAUAUUCAGAGCUAGGCAUUGCUGCAUAGUUUAGAUAUUUGUUCUCAUACCUCACCCUGAAAAGACAUUAAGUGAACCCUCAUAGAUGCCCGUGCCCGUACUUAUCCCUAAUGUUGUCUUCUGUGCAAACAUAAGUGGUCUGUGUGUGCUAAAAUAGCUGCACUAGUUGCACAGCACCUGCUGUGCAGGUUAGUGUGUGUUACAUAGCAGCAACACCAAAAUGGAUAGAUGUGUUACAUAGCAGCAGUAUAAAAAUGGAUAUUUUCUAGGCAGGAGUCUUUCUGGGUUCUGAUUUGAAUUCUCUAAGAUAACCAUGUUUAUUCAUCAUAGUUUUUAGAGCAUGAGGCUCUUAAAGAAACACAUAGGUCAUAGGUUGCCAUGGUCAUCCAGAAGGUCACAUCCUUAUAUUUAGAUUACUGGUGUUGUAUGCAACCUAGCACUAUUUUAAAGUGGUUAUUAUUAGGUGUGUUUUUAUGUUAUUGUUUUGUUAGAAUUUCAUUAUUACAGUAGUGCAUUAGAUUCAAAUAGCUUUUCUCUGUUCCCUGUUCUGCUGACCAGCUGCACCUGAACAGCAGUUCAGGACAUGCUUAAAAAAAUGUACCUUUUGUUCUGCGUUCAUGAGGAAAAAGAAUUAGACUGUCUGAUGAGAUGGGACUGAACUGUUGCAAAAAUCCCCAAACAAUGGUGAAUUCUACCUCCUUAAAAAAAAAGUGCAUCUCAUUAGUCCUCUGCUGUCAUUUCCUGCAGGUUAUCAGCUUUAGAGAACUCCUUUGAAGUGUCAUAUAGCUGGUUUUAAAAUAGGAAGAAAUUAUCUUGGAACUUUUGAAGAAUAUUGGCAUUUUUUCUUUAAUGAAUUAGAAGCUGAAAGAAGACAAUAGAAAAAAAAAAAAGUGUCUUGUCUCGCCUCCCUGCUCCAUCAGAACGCUGUCCUUUAGACAAGAUCUUUCAGGGAUACACUGUCUCCUGACUGUUAUGGCUUAUACCAUAGAGAAACACCUAUGAAAAGCUGAGAAAAGCAAUGUUGUUCCACCAGUCUGCAGGCUACUAAAAACUAAGCAUACUGUCAACCUUCAUAGCACCCUUCAAGUACCUGAGCCCUGGCCCAACCACCAUGGAGGAUGAAGACAAUUUAAGUACCAGCAGUGCAGAAGUAAAGGAAAAUCGAAACAUUGGCAACCUGGAGGAUCAUCCAAUAGCAUCCACUGAUAGGGCAAGAGGGGGAACAACUAGCAGUAAAAGGAAAAGACCCUUAGAGGAAGGUAAUAAUGGCCAUUUCUGCAAACUUCAGCUUAUCUGGAAGAAAGUUUCAUGGUCAGUGACGCCAAAGAACGCUCUGGUUCAGCUACACGAACUCAAACCAGGAUUACAAUAUAAAAUGGUGUCCCAGACAGGUCCAGUGCAUGCUCCAGUCUUUGCUGUUGCUGUGGAAGUAAAUGGACUUACAUUUGAAGGCACAGGCCCCACAAAAAAGAAAGCCAAAAUGCGCGCCGCAGAGUUAGCUCUGAAGUCAUUCGUUCAGUUCCCCAACGCCUGCCAAGCCCACUUCGCCAUGGGAAACUGCAUCAGCCCAUCCACGGACUUCACUUCCGAUCAGGCAGACUUCCCAGACACUCUGUUCAAGGAGUUCGAACCAUCCACACACAGCGAGGACUUCUCAGUCUACAACCCCGUCAAUAACGAGCUGCUCUCCACCGCCUACCGACACGGGCGCUUGCUGUGCCACACGCUGGACCUGAUGGGCCACGCCAAGCCGGGCAAGCACCGGAUGGCCAAGGCGGAGAGCGAGAAGAACCCGGUGGUGCUGCUCAAUGAGCUGCGCUCCGGCCUGCGCUACGUCUGCCUCUCGGAGACGGUGGAGAAGCAGCACAUCAAGAGCUUUGUGAUGGCUGUGCGGGUGGACGGGAGAACGUUUGAAGGCUCAGGACGUAGCAAGAAGCUGGCCAAGGGGCAAGCGGCGCAGGCGGCCUUGCAGGCUCUCUUUAACAUUCGUCUGCCCAGCCACAUUCCCAGCAGGAGUAAAUGUCACCAUUUGCCACAGGAUUUCGCUGACUCCGUAUACCAAAUGGUUGCACAGAAGUUCCAGGAACUGACAGACAAUUUCACUUCCAUGCAUGCACGCCACAAAACUCUUGCAGGCAUUGUGAUGACCAAAGGUUUGGACAUCAGGCAAGCUCAGGUUAUUGUGCUGUCAUCGGGUACCAAAUGUAUAAACGGGGAAUACAUAAAUGACCAAGGGCUUGUGGUCAACGACUGCCAUGCAGAAAUUGUGGCAAGAAGGGCAUUUAUUCACUUCCUCUACUCACAGCUGGAGCUACACUUAAGCAAACGGCGAGAAGACUGGGAGCGAUCAAUCUUCGUGCGAUUAAAAGAAGGCGGCUACAGGCUGCGGGAGAACAUCCUGUUCCACCUGUACGUCAGCACUUCACCCUGCGGAGACGCGCGCCUUAACUCCCCCUACGAAAUCACAACCGACUUGAACAGCAGCAAGCACAUAGUGAGGAAAUACCGCGGGCACCUGCGGACGAAGAUUGAGUCUGGCGAAGGGACCAUCCCUGUGCGGUGCCACAACGCGGCGCAGACGUGGGACGGCGUCCUGCUGGGAGAGCAGCUCAUCACCAUGUCCUGCACAGACAAAAUUGCCAGGUGGAACAUCCUUGGGCUCCAAGGCGCUCUGCUCAGCUCCUUCAUCGAACCCAUGUACUUGCACAGCAUCAUUGUGGGAAGCCUGUACCACACUGGUCACCUCUCCCGGGUGAUGAGCCAUAGGAUAGAGGACAUUGGUCAGCUGCCAGCUUCCUACCGGCGCAAUCAGCUGCUUCUCAGUGGGGUGAGCCACGCUGACGCCCGGCAGCCCGGGAAGUCCCCGGGCUUCAGUGUGAACUGGGUUGUGGGGAGCGCGGAGCUGGAGGUGCUCAACGCCACCACGGGCAAGAGGAGCUGCGGGGCUCCCUCGCGGCUCUGCAAGCACGUGUUCUUCACUCGCUGGGCCAAGCUGCACGGCAAGCUGAGCACACGAGUACCAAGCCAUGGAGAGAUGCCAUCAGUGUACAGCGAGGCAAAGCUGGUGGCUCAGACGUACCAGUCUGUUAAGCAGCAGCUGUUUAAAGCAUUUCAGAGAGUUGGCCUGGGCACCUGGGUGAAGAAACCCCCAGAGCAAGAUCAGUUCCUACUAACUGUGUAAAUCCCUCCACACCUUUUCUACACGACUGGAUCAAACCACCUGGAGAGAAGGCGAGGCAGGACGUAUGAGCGGAGACAAUUGAAGCAGUUUGAGAUUUAAUAGCAACCUCCAUGGAAAUAUUUGCUUUUAAUCCUGUAUUGGAAAUACAUAAGUAGAAAUGUGUCUGAUGCACUGAACUCAACUUUAGAAAACCGCUUUUUCAUGAUCCCUUCCCAAGAAUGUACCUGCCCAAAUUAUAAUGCCACCCCCCAUCAAAAUUCUGCUUUUUAUUGUUUAUUGCUGUUGGUUAUUACUGAUUUGAGGUGUUAGUGGGCCACCUGCCUGAUCCAAAAUAGACUUUUGUUUUCUCUUACACAAUCAGUGCAAAAGUCAUCACUGAAUAAUGGAAAAUAGUGAGCAGAGAUGUAAGUACCCCAGGCACACAGCAUGACAGCAGGUCUCAGAGCAUCCAUAAUCAUCCAAAAAAAAGGUUCCUAACCUCUAUGCAAAAAUCAUCCUGUAAACUGCCUAAAUCUGUGACAAAAAAUUUGGACCUCAAAUAAAUGCAGCAUUUUUAAAACUGAUUUUUCCACUGCUGGCUCUGAGCACAAAGCUAGCAUCAGGAUGCCCUUGGUUUUUACACUUAUUCCCUCUGACACCUUGGACAAGCCACUUCACAACAAAUCUUCAACUCUAGUCACAAUUUGCAUGCUGCAAAUUUUACUUGUCUGGCCCAGUUAAUCUCACAUGCCUUUCAGACACCAGCCAGGAUGCAGAUCCUUGUCAAGGGGGCGAUUCACCCCCGUGCUGCCUGCAGGGGUGCGCAGCUCUGCAGGGGCUGCCAGUGAGGAGCAGUGUGACCGUGCUCCUGGCUCAGCUACCUAAGGGCAGGCAGGCUGCAGCAGGACCCAGAGCCUCAGGUCUCUCCUGAUGACCCAGAGCUCUGAAUUAAGUGGGUGUGAGCUCGGGAUGCUCCAUGAAUCUGAACAAUCACCAGGUUGGGUACCCACAAGUAAGACAUCCCCAGACAAGAGAGCACAUUUGUUGCUUGGCUGUUCUCUGCCUCAGCUUCUCCACCUGUUGAAUGGGGAUAAUAAUAACUGCUUCACAUCUAAGGAACUUGGCAGGAUCAAAAUGCUCUGGUCAUAUGCAACAGUGUAAGACAGAUUUUGUCACUCUUGCAGUGAGUUUUACCUCUCCACACAGUCCAAUUGACACAAGCACAGCAGAGGCAACCAGAGGUUUGGGUCUAACUUAACACAUGAGCUUUCAGAUUCUAGCUCUGUGUAAAUGCCAAGUGUUAUUAUUACUCUUCAUGCUCAUCUGCAGCCUGAAAAGCAGAUGGGUUUUUCACUUAGGAGACAAGGAUCACCCAACAUUUAAAUAUUUUCUUCAUAACUGGGCUGGGUCUGAUACAAUCUCGUCUUCGAACCAUCCCAAACCUCAUCAGAAUGCACAGGAUACAGUCAUGGGAGAACUGAGCUUUGGUAGUCCCACUGCAAAACCAACCUUCAAACGCCCUGUACAUUUCUCUAAGUUCCUGGGUUUUUAGAUGACAGGAUUUGCGGGUAUAUAACUACUGUUUUCUUUUUAUUCCUGUGAUUGUCUUUAAAUCUGUAUAUAACAUGCUGCUACUGAUUUGUGAUAAUUGUCUUGGUAUUUUCUCAGACCUGUCAAGCUGAGUUACUUUUCAAACAACACAAGGCUCAUAUUUUUCCAUGUAAUUUCCUUUACACGGGAAACUGUUCCUAUCAAUAAAGAUAGAUGCUCUUUGUAUAGGGUUUAUCAUGUUUGGAGAGCCAUAUACAGUAAAUACAUUGUUUAUUGAUGCCCACAAUAGAAUAGCUACAGUAUUUUGAUGAGAUUUUAUUUUUAGAUUAUAAACUACAAGAUGUAUCUAUAGUGUCUUGUAUAAAAACAAUUGUGAUAAACUAGAAUUUUUAAAUUAGGUAAAACAAAGCUCUCCCCUUCUGGAAACCUUUUCAACAAAAUAAUACAUUCCAUAUUAACUACCAAAAAUAUUUUAAAAAAAUAUCCUUAGAGUAGAAAUAGCUUAAAAAAAAAAAAAAAAAAAAAGGCAACCAAAAACUGAGUCUUUUCAAUAAUGGAAACACUUUGUGGUAACCACUUUGUCAAUACUUUGACCACUUUGACAGCUCUUCUGAUUAACAUUUGAAUACUUUUGGCACCUUCUGGAGCUUCCAGGUACCUGCACAUGGUCCUGUCCUCUAACACAGCUGUCGCUGCAGACCUCCAGUGUGGUUGGGUAGCAGAUGUGCCCGGGGGGAGUGGGCAGGGGCCAGCCCGUGGCUGGAGGUGUGGGAGAGGCUGCAGGAGACAUUGGCUGUGGUGGCCUCCGGGGCUCUGGCUGCUCCCACCAAGGAAGAGAAACCACAGGGCAGCCAGAGAGGAAGACAAGGUUUCUCAUGCAGAGAUCCACAGAGCAGGGGGAAGCAUGUCUUCUGCUUUUCCUCUCUGAGUUAGUCCUUGUCUAGCACACAUGAGACCUCAAUGGCUCUUCCUUACAUCUCCCUGCCCUCACCCAUCCUCCUCCAGCCAUGGCAUGAUUUCAACCCAACUGAUGCAUUAUAGUUCCACCAGGCUGGUGUUGCAGCUACUGUGACAACAAAGCACCACUCCUGGUUAUUUUUAAGGACAUAGAAAAACGUGUGGCAGGAUGAAAUGAUCCUUUGUUGCAGGAAAUACAUAAAUGCAACCCUGGAUUCAGCUGCCAAAAUGAGUUUAGUAGUGGGGACCAAACUGAGUCCCUGCUGCAAGUGGGCAUCAGCUGAUCUCAGUGGAGUUGCACCUGCUGGCACUAGGGUUGAAUAUGACCUUAAAUAUCUACUUCUUCUCAUUAUGUGCAACAACAGCGUGAUGGGACAUCAUCCCAGAAGCACACAUGACUGACACACAGCAUUUCCUGAAGCAAAGGAAAAAUUGCUCAGUAGUAAUUCUUUAGUGAAGAUUCUGUACAUAACAUGCAUGAGUGAAUGGCAAUACUGUACUAAUGGAUGUACAUUUGUAAUAUUUGUAAAAAAAAAUAAACAAAAAAGAUGACAAAAGAAAAUAAAUCCGAAUUUACAUAUGUGAAUUUGCUGCUAAGUUCUGUAAAUUGCACUUCAGUGAUACCUGAUAAGUGAAUGUUUCUGUUAAGUGAAUAAAAUGCCAAGUAAAA
Messenger RNA from Taeniopygia guttata (zebra finch), 7664 nucleotides. Lineage: Eukaryota; Metazoa; Chordata; Aves; Passeriformes; Estrildidae. The record is from RefSeq and is a predicted model, not a curated record.